Messenger RNA from Jaminaea rosea, 600 nucleotides. RefSeq lists its product as hypothetical. Lineage: Eukaryota; Fungi; Basidiomycota; Exobasidiomycetes; Microstromatales. The record is from RefSeq and is a predicted model, not a curated record. The transcript has 5 exons. Bases 32 to 475 code for a protein of 147 amino acids.
CUUUGCAUUUCUCCCCGCUGUCAUGGCUGCAAUGGACCCCAGGCUCAGCGCCAUGCUCGACAGCGCGCAGUCCACGGAGCUUGGCGAGCAAUGCGGCCAGCCCGGCUCUCAAUGCCUCAUCACCGGCCGCAGCAUAGUCGUUGAAUCCGACAGCCUUGUCGCCUUCAAGCGGUACUUUCCGAACAACUUCUCUAUCUGGGUCGUCAAUCGUCGCACGGGCGGGACGGGCACUGCCCGUGGCUGCAAGGAUAGCCAGAUUUCGUGGGGCUUGAUGGGUCCUACCUCGUGGUUUGACGGGCGCGACACCAAGAACUCGACGAACCGCCAUCUGAGGGGAUUCUUCGACACGGACUCGACAAAGACCGAUUAUCUUCAUGAGCAAGUUGAGACGCACAAUAUCGACGCCGACCUGGUCCUCUGGUGUGAUGACCAGCUGAUGGAGGAGAACGCUUUCAAUGGAGUCGUGGCCGGGUAGGUCGCGCGGAAUCUACUCCACUCCAUUGCCUGGAUCAGUGCGCCACUUUGCGACGAUCAUUACCCCACACGGACACUCGAGCUGCUCAAUCAUGGUGAUCAAAUACAAUGACGAUGAUCUCUGCG